This is a messenger RNA of Pecten maximus, 710 nucleotides long. RefSeq names its product complement C1q tumor necrosis factor-related protein 5-like. Lineage: Eukaryota; Metazoa; Mollusca; Bivalvia; Pectinida; Pectinidae. Bases 104 to 592 code for a protein of 162 amino acids. The transcript has 2 exons. The record is from RefSeq and is a predicted model, not a curated record. Gene Ontology annotation, molecular function: protein binding.
GCCCGAUAUAUACCAAACGGAUGAUACAGUAAGGAUUGACAUUAAAGGUAUCAGAGAAUAGUGUCAUAAGUUGCCCAACACAAGAGCGUCACAUCCUCUCCGAAUGAUGCAUGCCGUGAAUGUAGCCAUUUAUGUUGGGUACCUCCUGCUGGCCUCUCUGGCGUACACCUCGGCUCUUCCUGCUGUGAGAUCUUCAGUAUCCGAUGCGAUAGCUUUCACCAUCAAGGCUGGAGACGCCCACCUUAAUCCCGGGGUAGCACAUCCAAUACAAUUCCAGAACAGCAUCACCAACCAGGGUGGCUACUACGAAAACUCCACAGGAAAGUUCUUGGCGCCAUUUAGCGGUCUCUACAUCUUCAGUGCUAGUCUGUUUAACGUCUACGCUGGCAAGAAGUUGGACACUGACAUCGUUAUAAAUGGUGCGCAUACCGUAAACGUGUACUGUAGCGCGUGGCUGGGUGACUCGGCAUGUUCCGCCUCCGUCGUGAUCAGGCUGGAGGAGGGAGACCAUGCGUGGGUGGAGGAUGUCAGUGGACAGAUGGUCCACCGUGACUCCACCUUCACCGGGGUACUCCUCAAGAGAUACUACUAGUUAGAAGGACGUCAUCUUAUAUAGAACGGGUCUAGAAACUGUUGACUUGCUUGUUUUACCUAUUUUGUAGCUAGUAUUUUAAAAUUUUUGAAAAAUAAAAUUUUAUAACUAAAGUGAG